Molecule: messenger RNA, 1716 nt
Organism: Fonsecaea erecta
Lineage: Eukaryota; Fungi; Ascomycota; Eurotiomycetes; Chaetothyriales; Herpotrichiellaceae
Exons: 1
Coding region: 1-1716 (571 amino acids)
Source: RefSeq, a predicted model, not a curated record
AUGAUGGCCAGCAUUUACUCUUCAGCCUUCGGCGUCAUCGCAUGGCUUGGGGAUUCGACUGCUGAAAGUGAAAUUGCUUUUGAUUAUAUAGACAUGACUCGCAGUCUCCGCCAGCGAAGAGCCAAACAGUCUGUCAUUCAAAGAGGUCACAAGGUUGGCAAGCGCGCUAUUGCCGACCUGAUCAGUCGGCCGUAUUGGGGUCGCCUGUGGAUCAUACAAGAGGUGCUGCUUGCUCAGAAUCUCUGGGUCAUGGCGGGAUCUAGGUCCUCCGAUUGGGAUGAUCUGAGUCAACUUGUCCAACCAGGUCACCUAUAUACAAGGACGGGGUUUGAAGAGGAGGGCGCCGGCAAACUGAGUUUCAAGUCGAUCAAGAGACUGAAGCGAGGCAGACCGGAUGUAAGGCCGAUGAAGGAACUUGUGCGCCUGUUCCACACGGCUCUUUGUCAGGAUCCAAGAGACAAGCUCUAUGGUCUUUUGGCUUUGGCUGAUGAAUCUGCUCGAGAUGCGGUCCGGGUUGACUACGAAGAACCUAUUCUGCAGGUGUUCGCGGCUAACUACGAUUUGUGGUCAGAUGAGACAGAUUGGUCGUCACCAAAAGCAGCGAGGACUCGCUCCGGGUACCCUGCUCUGCAGACCAUUGCGGACAAUAAUUUCCUGUGGUCAGGUAGAACAAAUCCGUGCCCAAGAGAGGCAGUGAACAGUGCGUCCCGGAAAGCACACAACCCAGCCAUCUUCAUCAAUGCCGUGGACGCCAUCUACUCCGACUUGAUCAGCGAACUCGACAAGAUAUCUCAGGAUCCAGGUCUGCGUUCAAAGUUGACCACCGAGAUGAUAUUCCAAGCCGACUUUGAACCACGUCAAACUAGCCACUACCAAACCUUCGCGGCGGUGGAAGCCCCUGGAUCCACGAUCGUGUGGAUGACGCCUUCCGAGAUGAAGUAUUCUGUAUAUGUAUCCGAGGUAUCAGUACGAGGGGAUGGAAGUCCCGCCCGCCGUUUCAUCGUGUACACGACGGCCCUACCAGAAGAUGGCGACGUCUUUUUACACCUUUCUAAAAUGGUCAUCAUCCUAAGGCCGAUACAAAUGGGUCUUGACAUCGUCGGUACUGGGGUAACCGUUCACGGAGAUGGCCUUAGCCUGCCAGAUCCCGGGCAAUGGUUUCGAGGCCGAAUCCCGGGAGCAAGCUAUGCCCUCGUUCCAGAAUCCUGGUCUGGACGCUACUUGGCCAGGCAGGACUCGUGCCACGUCCGUCUAAAUGGGCCUGCAAUCGCCGAAUUGUUGCGGAGUGAAUGUGGUGCGGACAUCAGACCGGCCACUUGCAAGAAAUGGGAUGCUAAGCAAUUCAUUAAAGAACAUGGACUGGCGGCGUGGAAUUCCGAAAACUGGGACUAUGAGGAGCACGGCUUGCGAUUCUUCUGGCAGCUUCCAAACGCUUGGACGAAACCUACAGCUGGCCCUGGGUUCCAAAGCUUACCAAUAUGUGCUCCUCCACCGAGAAACCAAGACGCGAGCCGUGGGCAAUCACGAUACGCCAACAUCUUAAUAGCUUCUACUCCCGGUGUGGUGAGUCAAAAGAGGAAGAGGGAGCCCAGCCCGACUGCGAAUGAACGCCACAAAGUUAGAAAGACUUCUUCUACCGCCGGUGCACCUCGGUGGUACUCGUCCUGGUUUCCUGCAACAGUAUGGACGUGGCUCACGCGAAAGACGACCACUUAA